GCCGUGUCCGCGUUUUCCGGAAGAGAGGGUGUGAAAGCAUGGGACGCAGCUCCUGACGGGAGCCGAUCCUGCCGCGCAACCUAGAGCUCCGAAAGCCCGUCGGAUCGUCCGCCGGUCGGCUGCGAGGAGAGGCGCGGAGCGGAGCGGAGCAUCCUAACGGGACAUCCCUCCGGAUCCCCUCCGGCGGAGAGCUUCCAGGAUCCCGUUUGGAGGGGGUUCAGCUGAGGACCGCAGGCCGGCUCAGGUCACAUUGAUGCUGCUGGGCGCUCCUCGGUUCUCCCGCGCCACGAUCACCCCACUCUGGACGCCAUGGCGAUGAACAGCGACCCGGGCUGCGAGAGGCUGGACCCCAUCUCCCCCGACCAGACGGGGAGUCUCACCGACAUCAUGGCCGCCAUGACGGCGAAUGACCCCGAAGGCUCGGCCGCCAACGGCGUGAAGAACGGAAAGGCUCAGCAGGAGGGCAUUCAAGGCAAGAGGGUCCAGGUGCUGCGACCUCACCUGUCCGGCAGGAAGCUGUCCCUUCAGGAGAGGGGCACCUAUCGGCCACAGGGGUCAGAGGGAGGCUACACACACAUCUCCCCUCGAGGGGCUCGCAGGCCCACGGUGGAGUCGAAACGGGUGUCCAUUUCAGACUCUCAGGAUUGCAUUCAGCUGAACCAGUAUAAGCUGAAGAGUGAGAUUGGAAAGGGCUCCUAUGGCGUGGUCAAGCUCGCCUACAACGAAGAUGACGACAAACAUUAUGCCAUGAAGGUGUUGUCCAAGAAGAGGUUAAUGAAGCAGUGCGGUUUUCCACGUCGGCCUCCCCCAAGAGGACCCAAGGCAGCCCAAGGAGAGCAGCCAAAAGUCUUAGGACCCUUGGAAAGAGUUUACCAAGAGAUUGCCAUUCUUAAAAAACUAGACCAUGUCAACAUUGUCAAGAUGGUGGAGGUGCUGGACGAUCCAUCGGAGGACAACCUCUACAUGGUGUUUGAGCUGAUGCGUAAGGGUCCAGUGAUGGAGGUGCCCACAGAGACUCCUUUCUCAGAGGAGCAAGCCCGGCAAUACUUCAGAGACAUCAUCCUGGGCAUUGAGUACCUGCACUACCAGAAGAUCAUCCACCGGGACAUCAAGCCGUCCAACUUGUUACUAGGAGAUGACGGCCAUGUGAAGAUUGCCGACUUCGGAGUGAGCAACCAGUUCGAGGGCAACGACGCUCUGCUGUCCAGCACUGCAGGGACUCCUGCUUUCAUGGCGCCAGAGACUCUGUCAGAGAAGUGCAAGAGCUUCAGUGGGAAAGCGCUGGACGUGUGGGCCAUGGGAAUCACCCUGUACUGCUUCGUGUUUGGGAAGUGCCCAUUUAUUGACGAGUACAUAUUGGCUUUGCACAAUAAGAUAAAGACCAAGCCUGUGGAUUUUUCUGAAACACCAAACAUCUGCGAAGAGCUGCGGACGUUGAUCCUGCGGAUGUUGGACAAGAACCCGGACACCAGGAUCACCAUUCCUGAGAUCAAGAUGGACCAGUGGGUGACCCAAGGAGGCACUGACCCUCUGCCUUUGGAGGAGGAGCACUGCUCCAUGGUGGAGGUGACGGAGGAGGACAUCCAGAACUCUGUGAAGUUCGUCCCCAGCCUCUCCGCUGUGAUCUUGGUGAAAGCGAUGUUGAGGAAGCGCUCGUUCAGCAACCCCUUUGAGUGCCCGAGCAGGCGAGAGGAGAGAUCCAUGUCUGCACCUGGCAGCCUGCUCAUGGACUCGUGGCCUUUGAGGCCCUCUUUAAAACUGCACCCUUCACGCAGAAAGAGCAGCGCGGGGGACGGGCCCAGAGAAGGAGAGCUGGAGGACCUCCAUGAAGAUGAGCCUUUCUCCUGAGGCGCGGCGGGAAGCCGAGCUUUCUGCUUUGACCACUGUGCGUUCACGCCUUCACCCAGCUCCAGUCAGUGCCACAGUAUAAACCGUGUACAUAAAGGGAUCUAUAAAUGUGAAAUAUCGCUCUCAGACGCUAACGCCAACACGGCUUGAUUUUAGAAAAUUCUUCCUUUUUUUCUGUUCCUUCUGGAUUUCUGAGCUCAACGGCUUCCAGGUGACACCGCUGACCCAGUGAGAACAGCUUUGUUCUCACUGGGUCCACUUGGUUGCACACUAAAGUUAAAAAGAAAAAAAAAGAAAUCUCUCUUUAUUUCUGUGCAUGUUUAUUAUCAGAUCAUCUGAUAAUAAUCUGGUCAACAGUUUCUCUCUGACUCCAGCAUGUUAACCACACUGGAUCGUCUCUUCAGUCAACCACAGGGCUUCUGGCUGCUGUUCAGUCUUUUUAAUAUUAGAGGCUGAUUCCUUGUUCCUGUCGCAGCCCUUUGUUUCUCACACCGGUGCCGUCGAUAACGUUUACAAGAAAGGCGGCGUGGAAAGCCUCCGUGCUGCCUUCAUGGACCAGUUCUACGACAGACGUCGAGCAGGAAGGACGCUGGCUUUGCUAUGCAUGCGCACAUUUUGAAUGGCACUGCCCCCUGCUGUCUGACAUGAAGUGACUCCAGUGAUGGCAGGUUAGUUCACGCUUCUGCGCCUACUUCUGCUGUCAAACACAAUCUCUGCUUUUAAUGUAAAUAACGGAGGACGUUUUAAAAUGCGGCAUUCUGAACGGUGGAUAGAAACAGAGAUGAGAACUCCAGGAGUGUUAUCAAAACUGUAAAUAUAUGAUGCAUACAUAUAUGAACGUUUUUUGUGUUUUUGCUCAGGAUUUUUUUUUUUUUUCCCCACUAGACAUUUCAGUGAGGGGUAUUUUUAAUUUUUUUUACGUUAAUUAAAAAAAAAGGGAAGCAGGUCACCUUCAGGUCCCAACAGUGUGUAUGCAAACGGUUAAACGUGUGCCAGUUCAUUAGGAUUCUUUCCUGUAUUUGCUAAGAAUAAAAGAAAAACCAAAAAAUGAUCUGUACACGCAUCACCAUAUCAUUCUGAGGUAUAGAGAAAAAUAUGUUGCUUUGCCAUUUUCAAAAACUGUUCCCUUACUGAACUGCUUGGCUGACCUUUGAGAAAAAAAAGUGUCAUAAACCAUAACAGAGAGGGAUGAGUGAAGGUAGUGAGCUUUACGGCCUCAUGAAGCGUGACAGAGGAGGAAAGGUACAGAUUUUUUCAUAAGUAAAGUUCACAGUUACUCAGGACAGUUGUAGUUUACUUGGUCUCCGCAGACUCAGCUGUUCAGUAGGGAUGUCCUAAUCCAAUCCCUCGAUCGGCUCUGAGUCCCAAUCAAUUUUUAAAACACCUGCAUCAGUCCCAAACUAAAAUAAGCCCCCAAAAGCUGUUGGAGUCUCAUGCUGCAGCCCAGUGAGGCGACCAGCUGCAAUUUGCAAACCCAGUUUUUAAAGUUUUAUUUUAGUGCAAAAGGCUUGUAGGAAAAAAACCCUUGUUUUCUAUACUGUAAACAUUAUUUUGUUCAUCUAAAAAAAUCAGGGUAUUCUGUAACAAUUAAGUAUUUUCCCUCUAUCUUGACUUAUGCCAUGAAAGAGAGACUGUAAUGUUUGUUGGUUUCCUUUGUGUUUCAGUCGUGAGAGAGCAGCAAAAAAAGCAGCUGAAACACAAGUUAUUAAAUUUUAUGACAUAAAAAAAAAAAAGGUUUAUAAAUCAGGAGAACUGUUUCCCAAAGUUUUGGCUGUAGAUAUUUCACCAGAAAAGCGUUGAAAUAUGUUACUAGACGAAUCAUAUCAAGCAUGCUAGCGUUAGCCUAGCUCUUGAGCUAAUUGCUGCACAGGGCAGCACCGUCAGCAGGGGCAAGACAGGCGACUAUUGUGGAAUCUAAAUGCAUUUGAGUCAGAUACGUUUCUUAGUAAUAAAUGAUAAAUAUUUACACGUCUUAGGUGAUUCUUCGUCAGAUGGGUUUAGCAGCCUUUUGGAACCAAGCGCAGCUCGUCGGAGUAGCAUAUGAAGACUGGGGAUAACAUUUCAGUCGAUGUGAAUUAAAACCGAUUCACAGUCAGUUUUCAAAUGACUCAUCAGUUUCUGGGACAAAAGAUCCAUAUGGACACAUCCCUCUUGCAUUGUUUGGGUAUUUCUUUCAUUUCACUGGACAGAUUUCAAGCAAUUCAGUGUAAAAUUAAAACUCUUUCCAGACCAGAACCUUCUGUCCAUUAUCCAGUGCAGCCAGUCACGUUCCUCCAUCUUGACCUCUGAAAUCUGCAUUAAUGAAACCAGAGAAAACACACUGAAAGUGAUUCCUGUAGUUUUAUGCUCAAGGGUUGACACAGAUUUUAAAGACACUCCAUUUUCUCACCAAGCAGGUAAUGGAGACUGGAUAAUACGUUUGCAGUUUUGACCUUUAAUUUGAGUUUGUGCUUGCAGGGUGUCCUCUAAAGAAGGGCUCUUGAAACCAAAAAAGUGUGACCAGCUGUGAUGUAUUUGUUUGCUUUUGAGAUUCACAUCAUUCUUUCACAUUUUGUACAUUUCUCUAAAUUGGCAGUGGUGUGUUUCUGUGCAGACGGCUGUGAAAUUGUCCACGCGUUUUUGUCUCGUUGCACUGCAAGAGAUCACUCGUGUUGCUUUCUCUGGAAUCUAUGUUUUAGUAGAACAGAAACGCAGCUCACAUUGAAAUGAAACGAUUGCACUUUCAAACACACAACUUCGUCUGCAGCCUGCCAUUAUAUACAGUUGCCAUAAUGUACAGUUUCUGAGCUGAUGGUUCACCUGUAAAAGACCAUAUUUACUGUGCUUUUUUUUUCCUCCGGUCAGUCUGCAUGUUGCAAUUGUGUCAUCUACUGUUUGAGAAAAUUUAGCAAACUGCUUUUUCUUUGUAUAAAAACAACAUAUAGCAAAAACACUGCAUUUUAACUGCUGUUUUUGAUGUGUAUGUUCAUAUUGGGGAAAAAUGUGAAUGUUGUAAAACAAGGGCAAACUUUUAUUUAUUUCUUUUUUUUUGUCUUUCCUGCUGAAAUUAUGUAAAUUAAAACAUUGAGCAGGGUGCAGAGUACAGGAGUCACCAGAGGGGGCAGCAUAUAGUUUGAGAAUCUUCUAUGAUCAAAUCCAAAUACAGCAUUUUUUUUUUUUUUACCGCUUCGUUUAUUACACCUCCUGCAUUGGUUCUUCCUUGUUCACCAUCUUGUCUGAAGCUACAGAUUAAUCCAAGAGGAGUCGGGCCAAAUUUACCAUCUAAAAACAACUUAAGUAUUAAAGGUGUCAAGAGAGCACCAUUUUAAAACGAUGAGAACUAUCAUUCCUUUUACAUACGCAGAAGCUGAUGAGUAUUCACACAAGAAACGGAGAUGGAAAGCAGUGCGGCCUCAAUAAUUUUUCUGUAUUAAACACAAACUCAAAAUGGAAGAUGUAAAGAUCAAUAAAAUCUAUAUCGGAAGCACAAUAAAACUUCACCUUUUUCAAGAAAUGUACCGUCAUUUCAGUCACUCUGACAGUGAUGCUUUAUGGGGUUCCUUCUGAGGAAUUGUUUCACACAGGAAGACCAUUGGUGGCGCACCGACUCCAAAAAUCUAUUCCCAUUGGAAUUAUGAGAAUGCAUAUAUACACUAACAAUACAAGUUAGGGAGUUUUGGAAACUGUAGUGUUUAUCUUAAAGGAAUAGCUUUAUUUGUUUUUUUUAUGUUAUAUAAAGCUGCUAACAGUGAGGGUUCCCUUAUCCAUAAUAGAGAGACAUUAUAUAGAAACAUGGUGAGUCAGAUGGGCACCAAAGUUGUAGCUGGAAUUGGCUACAUAAAACAACUCAAACUAAAAAUACUCACAUCCAUGAGUUGCAUCAUAUUCAAAUCUACAUUUUGAAGAUGCGGCUGUUUUAGUGCCGUUUUCUGAUCAUCUUUGACUGACCAGAAAAGCACAGGAAGCAGAUGUAUUGCAGCCAUAUUCUGUCUAAGCUAAUUACCAUGUUUUAAGUGUAUAAGUUUUAAUAUUUGCUCGCAUAGCAAUGUAUCCCACAGGUGUGAGCACUUUCCGUAAGAAUUUUUUCGUUUGCUUAAAUUAGCUAAAUAAACGUGUCUCUUUGUUUUAAGUAAUUUGUACAUGAGCCACUUUUCAGUUUAAACUAAAACUUCUUAGGAGGCGAUAAUGCACUGGCUUGUAGUAAGAAGAAAAGAAUAAAGAAUCAAAUGUAGCUGCAUUUUAGCUACAAAUGUGCACAAAACUUUGCCGAUAGUCCACUCGUCUUGAAAUAACAUGAUUUCGCUGCAUUUUCAUUAAACACAAUUAAGAUGACAUAUAAAUGUCUUUCUUCACCCGAUAACUUUAAAAACAUGCUGCGCUGUCGUCCUCCUACUUCCUGUUGUCUUUUCUGCCAGUGACAACAUCUGGUUAUUGAUCACAUAACUUAUGUGAUGUGAAAAACGUUUCCAUCCCAGUUUUGCGAAACACAAAUUUUUGUAAUUCCAGUUUGUGCAAUAGUUGAUGGAAACGCAGCAUGUGAGACAUCAAGUCUGAAUUGUACUCAUUCCUUUCUCACUUACUACAAACUGACUACAAUAUGACACAGGAAGGGAACUGUCGCUUAAAACAUCACAGAACUGUAAGGAAAAUCAAAACUGUCCCUUUAAGAUCUUUGUUGCUGUCCUGCUGUGACCGCCGUCUGUGCCUGCUCUCUGUUUGAUGCCGGACUCUUAUCUGAAUGUACUCCAAUAAAUGAAAGCAUGGCACAUCCCUGUGGAAUGCAAUUACAAUGUAAAUAUGUACCAAUAUAAACAAGCUAUUUUUUUUGCAUGCUUUUUGUACUCCUCAACAGUAAAACAUUAAAAAUAUUCUCUAAA
This is a messenger RNA of Poeciliopsis prolifica (blackstripe livebearer), 6704 nucleotides long. RefSeq names its product calcium/calmodulin-dependent protein kinase kinase 1, alpha a (gene camkk1a). The transcript has 17 exons. Gene Ontology annotation, molecular function: ATP binding; protein kinase activity. Bases 310 to 1848 code for a protein of 512 amino acids. The record is from RefSeq and is a predicted model, not a curated record. Gene Ontology annotation, biological process: CAMKK-AMPK signaling cascade; protein phosphorylation; activation of protein kinase activity. NCBI's taxonomy places the organism in Eukaryota, Metazoa, Chordata, Actinopteri, Cyprinodontiformes, Poeciliidae.